Varroa destructor (honeybee mite) is the source of this 782-nucleotide messenger RNA. RefSeq lists its product as uncharacterized. The record is from RefSeq and is a predicted model, not a curated record. Lineage: Eukaryota; Metazoa; Arthropoda; Arachnida; Mesostigmata; Varroidae.
AUGGACCCUGAGGACUCUAGCGGUGGAGGAAAGCUAACUCAGAGGGCUUCAACGACGCGAAGAGCAGGAGAGCAACGACAGAAAGCGCCGGAUUCGGGAGAGCUGGAGGAAAUAAGACAAGUCGCUGGGCAGGGACAAGCAACUAAAAAUACCAAAGCAAACAGCAGAGAGUGGAAUAGAAGAAUUAGCAAAAUAGAGUCUGCCGCCCAUGACUUACUGGAAAUCACAACCCAGAAAUACGGCAUACACCUUUGUCUAUUAUCAGAACCGAGCUACAAAAGAAUAGCCAGUGCUAAAAAAAUUGUAGUGACGGACGAUAAAAAGGAUACUGCUAUAUACUGGAGCGGCAUGAGGAACGUGGUAAUACGAAGAAAAGGAGCAGGAAACGGUUUCUAUCGAUCUAUUGGGCAUAUAUAUAUAUAUAUGAGGGAUGAAGCAACGAUUGAGAUAAAUGAAAGAGACGUAUCCGAAGUAACUCUGGAAGAAAUAACAGAAGCAGGAAACAAAAUAGCAGCAGGGAAAGCACCAGAGUCCGACGGAGUCCCACCGGAAGUAGUCAAGAUGUUGAUCAAAAGGUGGCCAAGGAUAUUACAAAAAUUGGCGAAUGACAUACUGCGGAGAGGAAAAUUCCCGGAUAUAUGGAAGGAAGCAAACUUAGUCCUGAUUCCAAAACCCGGAAAUAAGACAGGUCCUACGGCAUUUCGACCAAUCUGUCUUCUAAAUACAGCAGCAAAAGCUAUUGAACGCAUAAUAGUAAACAGACUGAACAAGGAGAUUGAACA